AUUAUAAGAAAAGUUCACAACAUUUCUAUGAUGCAUUUAGUUAUUUUAGCGCAGAGUUUUAAAAUAAUUUGGUUGGGUUGUUAGCAGUACAUUUAACUGAUGGUUGCUAACUUGACUUGGUCGUGUCGCUUAUAUAUGUCCAAUGUCUGACGAACGAUCGUGUCCUACUAUUUUGUCCAGGUUAUAGUUUGGCUUAAACACUCAGCCAAUUAGUCCCGGGCUCCAGCCUCAGUCCACUUAAUCCAGCCUUAGUAAUCGCGUUGUGUCAUCAGCCCUCACACAAUGUGUGACACACAAGUGUGUUCAGGGUAAUUGAGUUGUAACUGAAUUUGAUAUGUUAUUGGCAGGAGAAGACUGUUCCAUCUCAGAUACAUGCCUGGACUCAGACCAUACACUAGCUGGUGUACAUUACUUUUGUGGUUGAUUGGAGGGAAACAGUUACGUUUUUAGCUUUUUGAUGAGUUCAGCAUAAGUCAUCUCUGAGAAGCUAAUUACUGUAUUUCACCUAUGAUGAAUGUUAGGUAUGGGUUGCAGCAUUGUAAACACUAAAUUGCUACUGAAUGUCAAUCGCAAAGUUCUGCAGCAGAAUAAAGUAUUGAAGGUUGCCUGUAAAACUUUGAUAAAAUGUGUUUAGUUGCUUAAGUAAAUAAUGGAAGAUACGGAGAGUGACUAGAAUUUCUGUGAGUUCUCAUACAACAUUAAAUAAAUAGCAUCUAUGUUGAGGAUUCUGCAAGUUUGAUUGGAAGUAGGGAUAAUCAGCUGGAUACACAUUAAGUAACGUAUAACAAGAUAAAGGUGUCAGCGAAUGCAGCAUUCAUUGAGACAUUAUAUUUGUGAAGUGGCAUAGUUAUGAUAUGGCUCAAAAUCGUUCAGAUCGCUCAUAUGCAUUCACUCUUUAUGAUAUAUCAUAUCCAAUAAAACUACUGUUUCCCCAUACUGCUAUUCUUCUUCCUUCAGUUUUCUGUUCACUGUCUCUCUUUUGAACUUUUUGAACUUGAACCCUCUUUUCGGGCUGUUUGGUACAUGGAGAGUGGGAACUCGAACUGCUGCAUAUCUGUGCAAAGCUCUUUGUUGAAACCAGUUAGUCAGGCAUAGUUGUGUGAGCAGAAUGUGGCGUGACGAGCCAUCUAACAACUUCAUGGUAAUGAAAGGUGGAUAAAGGAGCUAAGUUUCUUCUCCAAAUUGGCAUUACUUGAGGGGAAAACAUUAGGAUCUCUGAAUGAUCAGUCUUACACACAAAAUGUUGAUAUGCUAAAACUGACUUGCAUAUCUGCAUCUCGUUGCCUACUCCAACAUUUUCUCACUAUGUUGCAUGUAUUACUAUUGAUUGCUGAUGUUUCCAACCAUAAUUCCUUAACUCACUCUGAUUAAUUAAAUUGUGUUUGCACUGUCUAUCUAUUGAUUAAAACUUCAAUUGGAUAUCAUCUAUAUUGGUUCUGUCAUUUUUAGUACUCUGCUCAUUAUAGCUUUCGUACUGUCUGUUGUCACCUUAAAUGGAAUUGUAUGAAUAUAUAUAUUAGUGAUUAUUGAAUAUGAAACCGCUUCUUAGGAAAACAAGACACUUUACACAACUCAGGGGAAAUUGACUAGUCCCACCUACAGAGUAAACGUUAACUGCUUGAACUGCUGGUCAGUAGUUGAGGUAUUAUGACGGUAAGUUGUUCUUCAUCAAAACCCAAUCUUCCAAAUCGCUGGAUUACUAAGUGAUAAUUCAUUGCAAAAUAUCCUGCACAAACCGUUGUUUUUGCUUUUUUCAAAUAGGAUGUAAUGAUCGAAGUUUGUUCAGUUUGGGUACAGUACUUCAUCUGGUUCAGACAGUAGUGAUGCGGUAUUAUUAAGUUAAAAAAUGGGUAUUAUUGACUUAUAAUGCAAUUUUUCGGUCGUUUUAAUAUAUAUCUUACUGAAUAAGACCCAUGCUUUCCUUUCUAAACUCUGUAAUCACUUUCCAAUGUCUGUUUAGUCUUUUUUGGUCGUUGUCAAUGUUUUAGUAUUUUAUGCUCAUAUCAUGGUAGUUUGGAAUCGUUUACAGUAUUGUAAGUGCCAAAGUGAAAUACCUUAAUGGUUAUGAAUGACGUGUCUGCUUAUUGAGAUAUCUCAAGUUCGUUUUCCAUCAUUGCUCUAUUUGUAUUGAAUGGAUCUUGUGAAGGCAGAAAUCGCAAGACAACGCGAAAAACUCGCGAGCAGUGGACUUGUAGGUAACAACAAGUUCUUCAAACGGUCAUUAUUGAAACAAAAAGAGGAAGAAGAGUAUUUAAGUAAAUCCAAGCGUAAUAAGGAGCAAGCAAACAAUUAUGAAGAUUAUGAUUAUAAAACAAAGACAGAUGAGGAGGAUCUUUUGCUAAAAAAGUUCGAAGAAAGAAACCGAGAGGAGAGAGAGAAAGGAAAACUUAUGCCGCGCAAAGAAGUUAUUCGCCUUCUAAGGGAACGUAAUCAACCGAUACGAUUAUUUGGUGAGAGUGACUAUGAUACUUUUCAACGAUUAAAAAGAGUUCAACUUCUGGAACCGGAAUCAAAGGGAUUGCGCAAUGAUCUUAUCGCGGCGUUAGACAAGAUAGAUGAUGCAGAAGAUGAAGAGUUUUACAAAUCCGGUCGUAAAAGACAGGAUUCAGAAUCUCAAUCCACCGAAAGUUCAUCAGUUUCUUCUACUUUGGACGUUGAAACAAAAAAGAAUACUCUGACAGAAGAACAACUAGAAAAGAUGAAAGUUGAUUUGGCCCGCUACGUCACACUAAAAGAAGGCACGGCUACUGAUGACGCAACAACUGCAGUGGUCGCUAUCAGCAAACUUUCACCAAAUAAUGUAUGUACGAAUGAUUUUGACGAAGCUUUUCAUGAGCAAGUAAUCGACCACGUCCUCCGUUAUUUGAAGUUCCUGUUGUCUAAAUGGGGUCAUGCUCUAAACACUAGAACUAAAGAGGAAAAGCUUUCUUAUUCCGGAAAAAUGGCUAGUGCAACUUACACACAGACUGUAGAAUAUAUCAAGCCACUUCUUCGUGCACUUCAAAACAAUCGCUGUAAAGGGGAUAUUCUGAACUCCUUGGUUAAAAUUAUGGUUUUGAUGAUGGAUCGAAAUUAUCUAAAGGCUAAUGAUGCGUAUUUAGAGCUAGCUAUCGGCAAUGCUCCUUGGCCACUGGGUGUAACCAACCACGGUAUCCAUUCAAGAACUGCACAAGAAAAAAUCUAUGCCAAGAACGUGGCACAUGUUUUAAAUGAUGAAACACAACGUAAAUAUAUCCAGGCUAUAAAAAGACUAAUGACACAGUGUCAAAAGUUCUUUCCAUCUGAUCCGUCGAAAUCUGUCAACUAUAUGGGUUCUGUUGGAUAGGGCAUGGUUUAUCUUGAAUUUAAUCCUUUUCCAUGUGUGACGAUUAUGUACAUAAUUUUCUUUUAAUUUGCUUUACUUAAAAAAAGACUUAUCUGUGGUGUGUAAAUAUUUCUGAAAUAAAUUUGUUAAAAUCCUUAUUGUUUUUAAUUGUACUAUAUACAUACUACUACUACUAAUAUAUUCCAGCAAAUCAACAGUGCUAGAUGUAGCAUUUUCUUUUGUAAUUUAUGCAGAUGCUAUUCAUUUGAAGCUAUGGUUAUAUUCAGUACUGUGUUUACUGUACUUAGCUCAAAACGAUCACUUUUGUUGUCGGGCAUAAUUAAUAAUCACGUCUCUCAUCAACACGGUUAUAAAAGUGGAAAUUUCGAGUAUGUGGAAGCUGUGGGAUUUGUACCUGCCUCACAGAAAAUACAACUAUACUUCUAGGCCUUAAUGUGC
This is a messenger RNA of Trichobilharzia regenti, 3763 nucleotides long. Lineage: Eukaryota; Metazoa; Platyhelminthes; Trematoda; Strigeidida; Schistosomatidae. The record is from the annotation of a GenBank genome assembly.